UCUCCUGUUCCACAUCUCGCUACCCUGUUCUGGAUUCAACUCAUCACUUCCUUGGAUUCCCCUCCAGACCUGUUUACCCUGUCCCAACCCAGCUCACUCCAACCUCAGCCUCCAUAACUGGUUUCCUACAACUCAUCACUUCCUUGGAUUCCCCUCCAGACCUGUUUACCCUGUCCCAACCCAGCUCACUCCAACCUCAGCCUCCAUAACUGGUUUCCUACAACUCAUCCAGGCUUUGCUGGAUCUGCACUUCAUCUCUAUUAAGCAUUAAGAAGGAAAGAAAUUCAACAGAUUAACCUUUAACAAGGCACACCUGUUAAUUGAAAUUCCAGGAGGACGUGCAGGGAUGAGACCCAUGGACCACAGUGUGCUGAAAUGUUGUCUCUUCUCCCUAUUCUUGCUAACAGUAUCUGCAUCAGGCACUCUAUCCAACGCAGCAGUUCCUACUAUCCAACCACUAUCUAAUACAGCCAGUGCCUCCCAACCAGCCAACACAGCCACUUCAUCCAGUGCAACGACACCCUCCUGUACAACACGUCGAUGUCUGGCCAGCAUGCUGAUUGCGAAAGAAGCUCGGAGUCCGCCACAGUCUCCACGGUGCAUCUCAAUUAUUCGUGUGCCGUCAAUCGUGUACGAAACUCUGUCUGUCGAUACAAAAAACCUCCGCUUCGAGAGUCGUCUGGAAGUCCCGCUGUCUUGGGAAGACCCUGAUUUAUCAUGGAACACAUCAGUCUAUCAUCAUGAUGUGGUGGUCCUGCCUGUCAGCAAAAUCUGGACUCCUGAACUCCAUGUGACUAAUGGAGUGCAAACAACGAUGAAGCACAGCAACAAGGAUUUGCUGGUGCACAGCAACGGGACUAUAGAGCACAUGGUCAUCAUGAACACUGUGGUGGGCUGUGAGGUCAAUCUGUACAAUUACCCCUUCGCUUCAGAUUUCUGUGCCAUCGCCCUUAAUGUGUGGGCAAUUAGUGGAUGUGGCAUGUUCCUGGACUUUGGGAAUGUGAGCAAAACUAGUGCAAACCGUGGGGACUGGCUAACCGAGGAGGUGGAACUCAAUGCUAAAGGAGGCAGAGAUGAUCGCAACUAUCUUUGGGUGUCGCUGAAAAUGCGGUCUGAAAACCCGUUUCUGUCCCUGGUCCUGCCCAGUAUACUAAUCAUCUUGGCUGAUGUGGGCAGCUUCUCCCUGCCGCUGGGAGAGAGCAAGCGCAUCCCCUUCAAGGUUAAACUGGUUCUCAGCUUCAUCAUGUUCCUCAACAUCCUCAAGGACCUUCUGCCUGGAGGAGGCCAGUGCAGCCCCAUCAUCCGAAAGCACUUCUGUUUCUGUUUGGUCAUCCUGGUGUUGAGCACGUUGCAGUCUAUGGUGCUCACACGCCUGGCUAAGUGUGGCACUCUCUGGCCCUGCAGCCUCUCCAAGUCCAAAGACUCACUGCUUAAAGACACAGACAAUGAAGAUGCCUCAGAGGAAGAGAAGAAUACAGCCCUCCAGAAGGUGGUGAAGUUUCUCAACAAAAUGGCUGCACAAGACCACAAAAAUGCUUUACACCAUCGCUUUGCCAACAAAGUGGACUUGAUCUGUUUCUGUAUCUAUCUCACCGUCCUCAUCGUUUAUGCAGUCGUCAUUUUAUUUUUCUCCUUUGGUUCUCAAUGUGAGAUCAACCAUUUAGAAUUCUGGCAUUAAAUUCUUUAUUUGCGUUUAACAAUGAUAUGUAAAUAAACAUAAAGUAUGUGUGUAUUCUUCAGUAGAGAUUUAACAAUAUUUAUUUCAAUAUCUUUGAAACACCUCUGCAUAUCUAUCCAUUUUCCAUUCUUCCUGUGCCAUCCAAAUUCCUGCAUAGCCUACUGGUCAACGUACUGUAGUCAAAAAUAAUGCGAACGAUGAUGGUCAGCGAUGAAGAUGCGUCUAGCAACUUGCUGGUGCCGAGGCCCAGCAUGAUGACUCAAUCACGAUUUAUGAUAUUGUCUGAAUGACAGACCAUCUGGGGGCUAUUACAGGGGUCAAACACCUUAUCUGUGGCAAUCUCGAUGAAAACACAUUCCCAUGGAAGUCCUGGGUUGUCACUGACGCCAGGAUAAGAUGUAAAGACGGAUGAAACUUGAAUCGACUAAAUGAAUGUUACUGUGUGAAUGAAAUUGUCAUGUUUGGAUUGUUUCAAGAGUUCAUAAAGGGCUAUGUAUUUUUAUAUGUUUUAUAAUACUAUGCUAUGCAUUUUUAUAUGUUUUAUAAUACUAUGCUAUGUAUUUUUCUACGCUUUUAAGACUUAGGAUAUUUUGUAUUCUCUUUAUCGUGAAGAUUACUGGUAUGUACCAUUUGCUAAUUGCAUUCUUAUUGCGUAACUGUAAU
Molecule: messenger RNA, 2341 nt
Organism: Oncorhynchus mykiss (rainbow trout)
Lineage: Eukaryota; Metazoa; Chordata; Actinopteri; Salmoniformes; Salmonidae
Source: RefSeq, a predicted model, not a curated record